Molecule: messenger RNA, 1389 nt
Organism: Anopheles marshallii
Lineage: Eukaryota; Metazoa; Arthropoda; Insecta; Diptera; Culicidae
Product: chaoptin-like
Exons: 2
Coding region: 1-1389 (462 amino acids)
Molecular function (GO): protein binding
Source: RefSeq, a predicted model, not a curated record
AUGAAAACCUUCGUAAACCUUUGUGACGCUGACUAUGCAUGCACCAUACGGAACUGGAACCCAAGUGAGAAAGGAACGUUUGUUUUGGACCACAUCCCGAACACUCACGGGUCGUUGGAGAUGUACAAUCUAUUAGUGACGUCAAGUGUAGUUGUUUUCUUGUGUUCUACUCUAUUUCGAAAAUCCGUGGGACUAAAUCUAAAAUGUGACGCUGACUAUAUCUGUGAAAUUAGGAACUGGAACCCAAGUGAGGAAAAAACGUUCGUUUUGCGCCAUAUUCCAAACACGCACGGAUCGUUGGAGCUGUACAAUCUUUUGGUAACGUCGACUACCAGCAAGCUGUUCGACAUCUUCGAAAGGUCACGGAAAGGAAUAACGAUCUCACUCAAUGUGCUAAUGUCCCCGAUACACAAUUUCGUGUUGGAGAAUGGUGCAACGUUUGAUACACUGGCGUUCGAAAACACAUACCUCAGCUCGAUACUGUUCGGGAAGAAUUGUAGCCUAGCGCAUCUGAGGAUAAUAUACAGCAAACUGUCCCAUCUGCCCAAUUCCAUACAAGAACUCAACGAAUUGAAGACACUCACAAUCAGCCACUCGCUUAUUCUAGCGGUCAAUUUGAACGUUAUUGGCAAUUUACCAAAGCUGACGAUGUUAGAUCUGACCAGAAACAGAAUACACUCUCUGUACUGUACGGCAGAGAAUGCCUCAUUUCCGACGCUGGCCUAUGUGCACUUACGAGAAAACAUGCUCAGAAGCAUCAACAUGAACAUCUUCAACGGGAUGAAGUACCUCGAAAAUAUCGACCUAACACACAAUCUCAUCAGUGUUGUGUCGGGAACAUUAGUGUCCAGCAGUUUGAAACUACUCGAUCUUUCGUACAACAAACUGCUCAAGAUGGACUGUUGUAAGUGGAAUGUUCCAAAUGUUCACAAGCUAAUAGCCAACGACAAUCUCUUUCUCUCAUUGCCAAGAUGCAUAGAGCAGGCGUUCGUGAAUGUUUUUCACUUGAAUUUUGACAACAAUCAGCUCGAUCCGGAUGAGCUAUUCGCAUUCGGAAGAUUUAAGAAUUUGAUGUCUUUGUCAUUAAAAAACAACAAACUCACGAACUUCGUACUGAACGAGACUACUAUCCCAAUGAAAAUGACCGUUUUGAAUUUGAGUAUCAACAAACUUAGACGCUUGCAAAUACCGUAUCUUCCUAAUAAGGAUAUCUACAUAGACAUUUCCUGGAACUGCAUCAGCAAUGUAGAUUGGGACAAAAUUUCCACAAAUCUCACGAAGCUGGAAAUGACCGGAAAUCCAUUAGACUGCACUUUUGGUAAUACAUUUAGCUUCAAUAGCAGAGCAAAUCAUUCGUGCAUAGAAAACAAUAACCACAUUUGUGAUUAA